AUGUUCAGUAACCCGUGGAUUACUAACUAUCUCAACCACGUCACACAGUGUAGUCAAGGUCUUGUUGGUGAAACUCCUGCGAAGUUCUGCAGCCCUACACUACUGAAGAAACGUGCAGUAAGCUUUGGCGUUGAUGACAGGACUCCACAAGUUAAAAGCACCACAGAUAUAGAUGCUAACAUCCUUUCUGUGCUUCCCAAAGUUUCAGAUCUCAGGAAGCAAUUUGAAAGCGUAAUCGAAAGUAAUCCAAAAAUGAACAGAAAAGAGAGGAUAGCGCGCAGGCUGGAGGGGAUCGAAACAGACGUUCCCAGCGCUCUUGCUACAAGCGUGCAGGACACAGGCGGACUGGUGACCAAUCGGCUACUGGAGGAGGACACCCCACGUUACACCCGUGCUUCAGAUCCUAGUGAUACCGGCAUUGUGGUACGACGCUACAGUCAUGAUGAGAUCGAAGCUCCGGAAAGGCAAUCCCGAACUCGGAUGCGCCCUGAUCCACAGCAACCGACCCAUCCUGACACAGUGCCCCCGACCCCACAAGAGUCAGAUGCAGCCAGCCUCAGCUCCAAAGCCGAUCGGAUUGCGCGCUACAAAGCCGAACGUCGCCGCCAGUUAUCAGAACGUUACGGAAUCCUGCUCGACCAGGAAGUGGAUAUGGAUUAUGCGCCACGCUUCACACGUGCCCGCAGAGAGUCUGACCUGUCGGACAAAGCAACUCCACCUGACAGGUGGCAGGGUGAUAGCCGGACAAGGGAUGGGACUUUGCAAGAGCGGGAUAACAUUCAGGAACGAAACAGCAGCAAAUCCAAGUACAGCAGUUCAGGGAUGGGUCGGGUCUUUAUGCCUUCUGACUCUGAACAUGCUCCUCCAUCAGGCUUUGAGGCCGAGCGAGAGAGGGCAAUGAACUUGGAAAAUAGUAGACGUGCACCAGACCGAAGUCCCAAAUCCCGGCCGCAGGAAGCACAAGUUCCCAUGGAAACUACACCCACACAACCAACGAGGGGUGUCGCUGUUGUUACGGUGCCAAGUUCUCCUAGGACAGCGCGUCGAGCCUCUUUACCUUUGGCGCGGCAUGCCGGUAUCUCUCCUGGAGAUCUGUUUAUCGAACAACAAGCUCAAAACAUCCUCAACAGGCAGGGUCUGGCAGCUCUGUCUCAGAGCGAGUGGUCCCUCAGGAGAGAAGUGGACAAUGAAACAGACUCACAAAUCAACUGGCCAUCCAGAAUACGAGUAAGAGAGAGACAGGCAAGAGAGGAAAUCUCCGUAAGAGGUUCUGAUUCAGGGUCGGAUGCACCCUUGAUACAACGACAUCCAAAAGUGACCCCACCAUAUCUGGCUCCACGACCUCAAUCUGCAAACCAACCACGAACCCGGAGCACAGAACCCCCAAACCAGGGUGGUGAGACACGUCAACAAAGGGCGCACAGUGCGGAAAGACCACGGUUCCAGCGAACUCACAGCAUGGAUUCGGCUGCUAACCAGCACACACCCUUAAGUCAACAAGCAAGUAAUCAGCGUGCCCAAAGGGCAGAUCCCCCAAGCUAUGAGCAAGAGCCCGGAGUACACCCAAGCUUCAUGGGCCAUCAGCCAGGGUUCAGGCAAAUCAAGCAGUCUUUACCAAGGCGAGGUAGUUUGGAUGCUAAACAACUGUCCCAAACACAGGGAGCUAUCCAACAACCACACCGAGCAAACAAAGACCCCCAGCAGGCAUUACUUGGUCGUAGAGAUGGCCAUCCACCUGUUCAAAAAUAUCGGGCCAUCCUUCAACCGAUGCCUUUGGACCGACCAACUCAAGCUCAUCCACCUUCUAAGAAACCUCAAGAUGAAGGUACACAUCCAUCACAUGAACAAACACAAUAUGGUCCUGUUUUGGUUCACCCUUUGCAAUAUGGUUCAGUCCAAAAACUACCUCCAGCCUACGGACAAACUGUCCUUCCUACUCCUCCUUAUGGCAAUCCACCACAACCUUCGAUUUCAGUGAUGCACCAUGUGCCAGCACCUCCUCCUGAGAUGCUGGAUGCCAAAAGACACUUGGUUUCAUCAACAUCUAUAACCAAAGAGGGUGUAGAUGAUAAAAGAAAAGAUAGCGCCGACCAGAUUCAGUCCCUUCAAAGAGAAGGACGAUCAACAUCCAGGGUGGAUGCGCCUUUAGGAGGGCUACUUCGAAGCAGAAAGGCUGUGCUACCCUCAGAGAUCCGCCGCAGGGAAAAGAGUGUUGAUGAUCCCAUGCGUGGACAUGAUGAAGAUUUGGAAAGUUACAGAAUUAGAAGGAUUAGUGAGCCAGGCGUCCCAGAGGGAAGAAGUGAAAGGAAGUUUGAGGAAGGAGAAGGACAUGAUGGAAGAGGAACAUCUCAUAUGGAAGAAAGAACAGUAACAAGUAAAAAGGUAAUUGAUAUUCCAAAAGACAGAGAAGGUCUGGGUGUCAAAAAGAUGAGUCAGUCUGAGAUAAGAGAUAUAGAAGAUGGUUCAAAGAACAGCUGGAGAGGUGAAAAUAUAGUGCAAGGCAUAAAGAUUGGUCAAACAGAACGAAGAAAGCAAGGAAGUAGUAUUAAAAUAGAGGAGAGGAAAGGUAACUGGAGCAGUAACUUAGUGGGGGUCGACUUGGAAAGUUAUAAGAAGAUUGAUGAUUUCAAAGAAAGUGAAAGUCAAGUUGAUAGAAGAAGCCAAACUGCACAUGCAGUUGAACCACAUGUACACGGUGAUACUAAAAGGAUCAAGGACAUAGAGGAGCAAGAAAGCCACAGAUUUGUGGUAGAAGGACAUGGUAGAAGACGACGGGGAAAUCUGUCUGAAAGUGAUGACAUGCAUGUCAGAAGAAGAGGUAUAAACCAGUCGGAAGAUGGUUGGGAUGGACGUAGGGUACGCAAAAUUUGCCAGUUGGAUGAAUGGGAAGUUCAGGGAGUUUGUAGGGUCAGUCAAUCAGAUCAUUGGGAAGGACGCGAAAAGGGACACCAACCUGAAGGUACGGACUUCAUGACCUCACAGCCACAGCUAACCAAUGAGCAGCAGUCUAGGGUGGGGGAACCAGGAGGGUACUUGCAGAAAGGCUCUUCCCUCCCACAAGCUCAACAUCGAGUUAAUCAGGAUGCAGUUGACCUUAGGCCAAAAGUCAGAAACAGAUCCAUGUCAGACAUUGGAGUGACUCGGAGGUCUGCUGCAUUGCGAAGUAUGGAGCGUGCUGCUGGGCAAGAAACUGCCAUGGCAAUGGGGGCGGGGCUUCACUCUUGGGAUGCGGGCCCCGUGGCUAAUGGUGAAAUGGGCUCUUUGGACACUCGAGUUUCUGUGGCGAAGUUGAGACAUUCCUACUUGGAGAACGCUUCUGGACGCAGGCCUGAACUGGAAACUAAAGGAGAUAUUGUUCCUAUGGAGGCUGAUCCUGCUGUGAGUGGUGACCGGGAAAGAGGUGCCCGUCGGCCCCGGCGUUACAUUUCUUCUGGGGAUGACAGGAAGUCCUCUGAGAGGUUCAGAACCCAACCAAUCACGUCAGCUGAAAGACUGGAAUCUGAUAGGGCCCGCCUUAGUCCAGAGAUGGAACGUGCAGAGCAUGAGUUGGACGAAGAGAAAUUGGAUGAACGAGCUAAAAUGAGUGUGGCUGCCAAGAGAUGUCUCUUCAGGGAGUUGGAAAGAACUUCAGAUGGAGGUGUUCCCAAACCCCGGUCGCGCAAUGCUGCGGUCGAGCGGAGACUCAGACGAGCACAGGAUCGCUCACGGACACAACCUGUGACGCCAGAGGAAGUGGUCAUAGCCGCGACUUCCCCCACUCCCCCCACCCAAGUUAUCACUAUUCACACAACUGCUCCAAGAAUCCCGAUCCCUGCUGUAGUCAGCACCUCCACAACUAGCUUCAGCCUGCAGGCGUCUUCGGCGCAUGGCUCGGGUCACCAUGAGCAAGAAAAAGAGACGAUUCCAGAAGAGGAGGGGGUGGGUCAUGACGAGCCAGACCUAUCAACAUUAAGUCUGGGUGAGAAGAUGGCACUGUUUAACCGCUUAUCACAAGCCCCUGGCCCGUCAGCAAACGUACUGCGCCCUGACACCCGUCAACGUAGGGCCAAUCCUCGUUUCCAGACCCAACCCAUCACCCAGGGCGAGGUUGAACAGGAAUUUACACAUGACGUAGACACAUCCAGUCACACAGAUCGACCCGCUGUGACUAAUGAUUCUGUUGGUCCCCCUCAGAGCGAGCAACUACGACGUGGAAGUAUGAAAUUGGAGCCCCUCUCUGCAUUACUGGUCCACUCCCCUGCUGUAGCCACCACCCAGGCCUCUGUUGCCACGGUGACAAACGUUUCCCAGUCAAUGACCGCAGAUGUUCGCAUGGGGAUGUCCACGGCACCCACUUACACUCCGCCUUCCGUUCAGGGUUCGCCCAAUCAGACGGGCUCCGCUCAGCUCCCGGCAUAUGAGAGAGGGGUUCGAUACUUCAGUCUCACGGAGAGUGGGGAAAAUCGCACACCUGAUAUUCGGUCUCCGCCUUCCGUGGAGCAGCUCGGCCAGUCGCCUUACAGCAAGGGCGGAGCCUCGCCUUUUUCAGCAAGUGGAAAGAAACAAGAGGAAACUGGGUGGAGGGGCAGACUUGGUUACUUGGGAAGAGAAGAGAGAGAGUCCGAGUCCUCGCCGCAACGCACACAUGUGCUGAGACACACACCCCCUCACGGCAGGGGAGACACAGAGCUGAGGGGCCCGCGGGAGAGAGAGAAAGAGUGCUCGCCCGUCUCCCAAGGAGGCUUCUUGUCACCAGAUGCUCAUCAGACGGUUAGAGGAAGCAGUACAAGGACCGUCACCUCAGAUGUCCCCGAUCUCAAUAUAUCUACGCGAGCCGUGAGCGCCACCGUGGUCUCCUCCAGAAGUAUUUCACACACCUCUCAAACUCUUCCUUACCUCCAGCAAACACAGCCUGAAACACCUCCGCAACCUCAACGAAAUCCACCGCAACACACUCAAGUCCGCAUUCAGCCUCAGGCCUAUAGUCCGUCUGGGCAAACGCACCUGGUUUCAAACCCUCACACCUACAUAGACCCUCAGGCUCCUUCACGGCCUGAUCAGGUGUAUCUCGAACCCCAGCGUCAGACACAAUCCAGAAUACCACCACAGACGCAGCCGAAACCACAAUCUUAUCCUCCGUCCCAGUCACCUGCAUACAUACCCCCGCAACCAAAGACACGCCCUCAAACCCAGCCCAAACCCCAGUGCUUCAUACCCCCUCAAAUCCUACCCCAGGAGGAGAUCGAACACGGGCCACCUGAACCCGUUGUCUUGAAAGACCAAAGGCCAGAGAUCCUAGAAGAACCUGAAGAAGUCAUGACGUCGAUGUCCAUCAAAGAAAGGUUGGCCCUGUUGAAGAAGAGUGGAGAGGAAGAUUGGAAAAACAGGAUCAACAAGAAACAGGAAGUCAUUCAGGAAGUGGUGUCCGUAAGCGAGAAGAGUAGCCAAAUAUGGGAGGAGCAAGGCUUUAAGAAAAAGGAAGAGCAGACUGUUAUCAGUGAGUUUGCAGUAUCCGAGCAGCUCUGGGAGCCUGUCUUUUCUUCUACCUACUCUCCUCCUCCUCUUCCAUCUUCCCCAAAAUGCCAAUAUUUAGAGCAUCAGGGGCAGAAACUUGAAGAAGAUAGGGAGGGGCAGGUCUCUAUUGAAGCGAGGAAACAGAUGAUCUCUAUUCGGGAGGAGGCGUGGCAAAGUACAGGAAAGGGCGUUGCCAAUGACUCUUCACAAUACACUGUGGCUGCCAAGAUGGUGAAAAAAGGUCUGGCUGCGUCCUCUGCUGUUAUCAGCCCGAUUCUUUCCCCAGUAUCUGCUAAACUGAAGAGCAGCGUCGCCAAACCACAAGAAGAAAUUGAGGCCAGAGCAGAAAUGGAGUCAGAUAAGAAGCUGGAAAAGCUGGAGACGUUUUUGGGGCGUUUGAACAGUAAAGUGUCAGGUUUGCAGGAGACGACUUUGACUGUGACGGAGAAGGCAGUGAAGGAAGUGAUGCGGUUGGACGAUGAGAUCUUCUCCAAGUUUUACCGCCAUGUGACGGAUAUUCCCCGAAGCAUGAGCAGCAGGAUGCAUUUGGAAGAAGACUUUGAUGCCAUCUUUGGAAAACAAACACCCAAGUUGACGUCAGCGAUGGUGCAGCACAAGCGGGCCGUUCGUCCAUCUCGUAACGUCCAGGCCUCGAGGAAUCCCUUAAAAAUUCUGGCAGCGCGAGAUGACAUCCGUCAUGAGUACACCGAGCAGAGACUGAACGUCGGCCAGCUAGAGAGCAAGAGAAUGAAACAGGAGAAGAUGAGUAAGAGCACAAGUUUGUCGGAUGCGGCUUUGGCUGGUUUGGCCAGUAAAGAGAACUACAGCAGCGUGAGUCUGCGCAGCGUGAGCAUCUCAGAGCAGAUGAGCAAUAACAGCGCAGCUCCUUACAAAAAACUGAUGCUCAUGCAGGUCAAAGGCCGACGGCAUGUGCAGACCAGACUAGUAGAGCCCAGAGUGUCCUCUCUCAACAGCGGUGACUGUUUUCUGCUGGUUACACCUGAACAUUGUUUCGUUUGGAUUGGAGAGUUUGCAAAUGUCAUAGAAAGAGCAAAGGCAUCAGAACUGGCCACUUAUAUCCAGCUGAACCACGAUCUCAGCUGCCGAGCAACACAGGUGGAGACCGUUGAGGAAGGCGUGAACACUCAAUGUCCCAUAGCAGCUGAAUUCUGGAGGAUUCUUGGAGGACCAGGCAGCUACCAACCGGCCGGCUCUCCAGAAGAGGACGAGAUGUUUGAAAGCGCAGUUGUGGAGACGAACUGCAUCUUUCGUCUGGUGGAUGAUAAACUGCUUCCCGAUGAUGAUUUCUGGGGAAAAGUGCCUCGCACUUCCCUGCUGGGCUCUAAAGAGGUGCUUGUGUUUGACUUUGGUAGUGAAGUUUACGUCUGGCACGGUAAAGAGGUGACGCUGGCACAGAGGAAGGUGGCGUUUCAGCUGGCCAAACAUCUUUGGAACGGCACCUUCGAUUAUACCAACUGUGACAUCAACCCGCUGGACCCCGGAGGACACAACACUCUCAUACCAAGGAAAGGUCAAGGACGUCCUGACUGGGCCAUAUUUGGUCGUCUGACUGAACAUAAUGAAACAAGUCUCUUUAAAGAGAAGUUCCUGGACUGGAAAGAUGCUUCUAGACUGUCACCUAAUACAGUCAUGGAGCAGCCCGUUCAGAUGAAGGAGUCACCGGUGACAGAGUCUGGUUCUGAAUGUCGGGCGUACAACGCUUCUCUGAUGCUGCCCGUUCUGCAGUCAAACAUUAGCACAGUUCUGGACGGUCAGGAUGUGGGUCGAGGGCACGGUCCGGUGGAGAGCACCUCUGAGGACAGCUUUAGGUCUCUGGAGAUCAGCACCGUAGCAGUCGACAUCUGGCACAUUCAGGAGUUCGACUACAGCCGCCUACCCAAACAGAGCAUUGGCCAGUUUCACGAGGGAGACGCUUACGUGGUGAAAUGGAAGUACAUGGUGAGCGCCGCAGUUGGAAGCAGACAGAAACCGGAUCAGGUACGAAGUGCUGGUCCAGGUCGAGAGAAGUGCUGCUAUUUUUUCUGGCAGGGCAGGAACUCUACGGUCAGUGAGAAAGGCACGUCUGCGCUCAUGACCGUUGAACUGGAUGAGGAGCGGGGAGCUCAGAUGCAAGUCCAGCAGGGAAAGGAGCCGCCCUGUUUUCUGCAGUGUUUCAGUGGGGGGAUGAUCGUGCAUUGUGGGAAAAGAGGAGAGGAGGAGGAUAACAUACAGAAUGAAUGGCGUCUGUAUUGUGUGCGUGGUGAAGUGCCAGUAGAGGGCCACCUGCUGGAAGUGGCCUGUCACUGCAGCAGCCUGCGAUCACGCACCUCCAUGGUGCUUCUGAACAUCAACAAAGCUCUGAUCUACCUGUGGCACGGGUGCAAGACUCAAAUCCACACCCGACCUGUAGCUCGAAAAUCUGCUGAGAAAAUCAAAGAACAGCGUCCGCUGGAGGCGGGGCUUCAUAGUAGCUGCAACGUGACCAUUCACGAAUGUGAGGAAGGUGGUGAGCCAUUGGAAUUCUGGGAAGCAUUGGGAAGAAAAGACCGCAAGGGUUAUGACUGCAUGCUGCAAGACCCGGGCAAGUUCAACUUCACACCCCGACUCUUCCAGCUCAGUAGUUCUUCCGGGGAGUUUGUAGCGCUGGAGUUUUUCAAUCCAUCCAGAGCAGCAGAUCUGGUUUGCUCCCUGCCCUUUCUACAGGAGGACCUGUACUCCGCCCCUCAACCAGCUUUGUUCCUAGUGGAUAACUAUCAUGAAGUUUACCUGUGGCAGGGCUGGUGGCCGCAAGAUACAGAGAGCACCGGCUCUGCCCGCAUCCGCUGGGACUCAGACAGGAAGUGCGCCAUGGAAACUGUGCUGCAGUACUGCAGAGAGAAGAAUGAGAAGAAACCUCAGAAGUCCUACCUGAUCCAUGCUGGACUGGAGCCUCUGACCUUCACAAACAUGUUCCCCGUUUGGGAGCACAGAGAAGAUAUCGCUGAGAUCACGGAGAGGGAGGCAGAAGUGUAUAAUCAAAUCAUUCUGGUCGAGGAUGUUUUGGCCAGACUCUGUCAGAGCAUCUAUCCGCUCUCAACAUUGCAGACCCGCCCCCUUCCCCAGGGAGUCGACCCCUUGCGAAUCGAGAUGUACCUCACGGAUGAGGACUUCGAGAGUGUGUUGGAGAUAAAGAGAGAAGAGUUUGAUGCUCUGCCGGGAUGGAAGCAAGUAAACCUAAAAAAAGCCAAAGGACUCUUUUAGAAACCUGACGACAGAAACGAUCGCUGUUUAUUUCCUCGAUGACCACCGGUUCUGCGGUCACCCCGAUUAUUUGACCUCUCCGUUGGUCAAGGGAGGCGAUUGCGCACUGAGAACAGGGUAAAGGGUCAGGUCAAAGGUCACUUUAGGAUCUACAGAUGCACCUGCUGUGGCGUCCGCUUUUGAUGUAUUUAUUACUGUACGUCUGUGGAAAUGAUGUGUAUGUGUCCUGACUCCUCGAAAUGUCCAUGUGCUACAACUUGACAGUCGCGAUUUUUCACGCGCAAUCUUUGUGCAGUAUGACGUCUAAAACAAGUUUAUUCACUCAUUUCGAUUUGUUUAAAAAACAGCAAACCCAUUCAUCAUGUCCAAAGUCAUGCACCUCUAUCUGUCACGCUUUGGUCUGAUGUGCAGUGGGGUUAUGUUGUAGUGUGUAUUUAUGUUUGACAAGUCUGCUAAUACUUUGAAAUUGUAUAAAAGAUUUUGUAGGAAACCAUGAAACGAUUCUUGUAAUGUUGUCAUAUGUCUUAGUCCCUUUUUUCAAGAGGAGUUUACAUGUCUGUGUUUUUUCUGUGUUUUGAGUGAAUGGCUGCUGGUUGAGAUCUCUUUAUGAGCUGUGAUGAGCUUCACGUCUGUAUUCGGACGGCACAAAAUAUUGGACGAACGAAAGAAAAUAAUUAAUUUAAAUGUACAGUAUAGUGCCUUGCUUUUGUGUACAGUUUCUAUACCAGACACACACUAGUCUGCAUUUCAAGGACUUUCUUUGUGAUAAAAGAAAU
Molecule: messenger RNA, 9509 nt
Organism: Triplophysa dalaica
Lineage: Eukaryota; Metazoa; Chordata; Actinopteri; Cypriniformes; Nemacheilidae
Gene: svilb
Product: supervillin b
Exons: 41
Coding region: 1-8733 (2910 amino acids)
Biological process (GO): cytoskeleton organization; barbed-end actin filament capping; actin polymerization or depolymerization
Cellular component (GO): actin cytoskeleton; cytoplasm
Molecular function (GO): phosphatidylinositol-4,5-bisphosphate binding; actin filament binding
Source: RefSeq, a predicted model, not a curated record